AUGGCUUUUAGUUUCAACUUCGGCGGAGACGAUAUUGAUCAAAGCGUCGAUCAAGAUGUGCCAAUCUUUGAUGCACCUUCAGAAGUCAAUGCGACAAAUGAGGAGCAAACACCACUCGUCAAUGUCAUGCAACACGACCUGAGACAACUAUACGAAACCCUGCCGGACAGAUUAUGCUACAGCACAGCUCAAAUCGUCUCACCGACCGGAAAAGUGCUUCUCCUUCCGCGACGAGAACUUUUCGACAUUCGCGUCCAACUCAUGUCCGAAGCUUCUGCGGAGAACGACAACGACGCGACUCUGCGUGACUUGGAGCAAACAGACUUGCGGACAAACGUCUAUGAAGGUGGCUUCAAAACUUGGGAGUGCAGUGUUGAUCUCUCAAGUUUGCUUCUGGAUCGCGGUCCGCGCAAGGAUAUUGAUGAGCUUGUGCGCUGUGAUGGGGUUGUGGAGCUGGGCGCUGGAUCUGCUUUGCCGACUCUGACGCUAUUCCAACAUUGCUUGAAGAAUGGCAUUUCUCAGACUUUCACACUUACGGAUUACAAUAGCAGUGUGUUGAGAUUGGUGACGUUGCCGAAUCUUAUCCUUACUUGGGCGGCUACUACUUCACCACCAUUGAUUGAUCUGGCCGCUGAACCUUCAGGUGACUUGGAGAAUAUUCCUGCUUUGUUCCCUGAAUUCCUGGCCUCUCUUGCUGCUUCGCGCAUCCAACUCUCCUUCAUCUCGGGACCAUGGGGCCCAACACUUGCUUCUCUGAUCCCUGAGUCAGCACCGGAUAUGGGCAGCUUGAUUCUUGCCAGCGAGACAAUCUACAGUCCUGCUUCAACAACAGCAUUUGUUGACCUUCUCAUCCAAUUGUUGAGCCGAACGAAAAUGGCAAAAGCGGUCGUGGCUGCAAAACGAUUCUAUUUUGGUGUUGGAGGCAGUGUUGAUCACUUGAAGGAGGUGUGCGCAGAGAAGGGUGCUGUUGCACACGAAGUCGAAAACUCUGGCGUUCCAGGCAUGGACUCGGGUGUUGGAAGAGCGCUUGUCGAAGUACAGAUGUACUGA
Aureobasidium subglaciale EXF-2481 is the source of this 1050-nucleotide messenger RNA. RefSeq lists its product as uncharacterized. Bases 1 to 1050 code for a protein of 349 amino acids. The transcript has a single exon. NCBI's taxonomy places the organism in Eukaryota, Fungi, Ascomycota, Dothideomycetes, Dothideales, Saccotheciaceae. Gene Ontology annotation, molecular function: protein-L-histidine N-tele-methyltransferase activity. Gene Ontology annotation, biological process: peptidyl-histidine methylation, to form tele-methylhistidine. The record is from RefSeq and is a predicted model, not a curated record.